AUGGAAAUCAGGGGAACACCAAUGUACAUUGCACCGGAAUCAGCUACAAGAAAGGAAUACAGGGCAGCGGCGGAUAUCUGGGCAUUUGGGUGCACUGCGGUAGAAAUGAUUUCUGGUCGGUCUCCAUGGCAGUGCACCGAUCAAUCAGAAAUGGGGAUUUGGGGUCUGCUGAUGAGAAUCGGAUCCGACGAUGAGCUGCCGGAGAUCCCUCCGACGAUGUCGGAGGAGGGGAAGGAUUUCCUCCGGCGUUGCUUUGUGAAGGACCCCAACAAUCGAUGGACUGCAGAGAUGCUCUUAUCGCACUCGUUCGUCGAUCUCUCAUCAGCAUCAAAAAUUGAAAAGGAAGACAUUGCUUGCUCUGCGCGAUAUAGAACUCCAAUGAGCGUGCUGGGCGUUUCAUUCUCUCCGGUUCAAUCGACUUUUGAUGGAACGAAAAUGUUGGAUUUGGUUCUAUUAGAGGAAGAUGAAGAUUGGGCGAGAGAAAGAAUUAGAGCAAUGGCGUCGGAGGAGGGGAGGCCAAAUUGGGCAAGCUGCUCGCCGGAGGACGGAAUGUGGAUUACUGUGAGAGAGGCGAGCACGAGCGAUAGAGUUGAAUACGAAGGUGAAGAUAAACUUGGUGUUUCUUCACCGUCGUUGGCGUCUAUUUCUAGCUCUGUUUUUAAGAAAAGGAGAAGGAUUAAUUAUGACACCGGGAUCAUAAAUAAUUCUCUUAGCUAUGGAAAAAAAUAUUUAAGAAUAUUCUGA
Molecule: messenger RNA, 744 nt
Organism: Dendrobium catenatum
Lineage: Eukaryota; Viridiplantae; Streptophyta; Magnoliopsida; Asparagales; Orchidaceae
Product: mitogen-activated protein kinase kinase kinase 17-like
Exons: 1
Coding region: 1-744 (247 amino acids)
Biological process (GO): protein phosphorylation
Molecular function (GO): ATP binding; protein kinase activity
Source: RefSeq, a predicted model, not a curated record